Molecule: messenger RNA, 512 nt
Organism: Stylophora pistillata
Lineage: Eukaryota; Metazoa; Cnidaria; Anthozoa; Scleractinia; Pocilloporidae
Product: tetratricopeptide repeat protein 13
Molecular function (GO): protein binding
Source: RefSeq, a predicted model, not a curated record
UGCAAACGUAAACAUGUCGGCGUGGCGCUUCUUUUCAGAGUCACGCUUGAUUGUAGUAUUUCUAUGCUACUCCCACACCUUCGCAUUCAAAGAGGACGUCGGUGAAGCCAACCGUGUUUGUGUUUCAGGCUCACAGGUUGUUCAUGUGAAUUUUGGCGAUGGCGGGAUCUCGCAAUGUGGACUCACGAACUACAUGCCUGAUGGUCACAGCGCACGACAAAAGCGUGAUGAGAAAGCAAAAGACCACGAAAGGAAAUCUCACGCUUCAACGCCUUAUCAAGAUCAUGGAUCUAAGCUAACAUCAGCAGCGGCUAGCACCAAAGUUAAGCCACAGAAGUGUGAUAAUGGAGGGGUACCUCUAAGCAGUCCUUGUGUGAAACCAGCAAAAACCAACAAAAAACACUUCAUUAUUCAUACACCAGAGCGUGACAAGAGUCUUCAUCUCCUGAUUGCACAUGAUGCACAACAGAAAAUUGUAUUGACUGGAAAUAAUGAAAUUGAUAAAAGAGUCG